Molecule: messenger RNA, 1270 nt
Organism: Neurospora tetrasperma FGSC 2508
Lineage: Eukaryota; Fungi; Ascomycota; Sordariomycetes; Sordariales; Sordariaceae
Exons: 3
Coding region: 1-870 (289 amino acids)
Cellular component (GO): mitochondrion
Molecular function (GO): delta(3,5)-delta(2,4)-dienoyl-CoA isomerase activity
Source: RefSeq, a predicted model, not a curated record
AUGGCGCAACAACAACAACCCCAACUCAAAGGAUAUACAUCCUACAAACACUUCAAUGUGACCUCCGCCGGGCCUGCCUUCGUCGUCCACGUGGAGAUCAACCGUCCUGCCAAACUUAACGCCUUUUCCGAGGCCAUGUGGCUGGAGUUGGGCCAGAUCUUCCGGCAGCUGUCGUCGGACCCGGACGUGCGGGCCGUGGUGCUCUCGGGCGCCGGCGACCGGGGUUUCACGGCGGGUUUGGACAUCCACGCGGCCAGCUCGAACAACCAGCUGCAGUCGAGCGGCGCCCUCGACGUCGGGCGCAAGGCGGCCCAGUUGAGAAGAUACAUUACUGAAUUUCAGGAUAGCAUUUCGGCUAUUGAACUGUGCGAGAAACCCGUCAUCGUCGUCCUCCACGCCAUCUCCCUCGGCCUCGCCAUCGACAUCGCCUGCGCCGCCGACAUCCGGCUCUGCACGCGUGACGUUCGGCUGGCCGUUAAGGAGGUCGACAUCGGCCUGGCCGCCGACAUUGGCACGCUGAGCCGGCUGCCCAAGGCCGUCGGCAACUUCUCGUGGGUGAAGGAGGUAUGCAUGUCGGCAAGAGAGUUUGGCGCGACCGAGGCGCAACAGGUCGGCUUUGUCAGCCAAGUUCUCGACAGCAAGGUGGCUGCCCUGGAUCAGGCGGUCAAGCUGGCGGGCUUGAUUGCUGGGAAGAGCCCGAUUGCUGUGCAGGGAACUAAGGAGUUGUUGAACCACGCAAGGGACCAUUCAGUUUCUGAAAGCUUACGGUAUACCACCGUUUGGAACUCGGCUGCUUUGCAAUCAAGAGAUAUGAUGGACGCGUUAUCGGCUAGUGUGCAGAAGAAGAAGCCCGUCUUUUCGAAGCUUUAAAGAGGAUCAAGUAGUCCAUCGCGGCUGGUAACUGUUACGCAGUGUUGAAGGUGUAUAAAUAAAUGCAUGUAAUUCAGGGAGGGUUCGGCGACUUCAAGUCACUACGUAUGCAUCUCCUAUCUACUAGGCAACUCCUAGUCACUAUCUGCCAGCGGUUCCUCGGGCCUGUAUGUUUCCUUCAGGCGCUGUUGUAGGUAGGAUGGUGUCAGCAAGAGGAAGGUGAUAUAAUCAGACAUGAUAUUUAGCUCACAAUGCGGGCCAAACGGUCACACUGGACAUAGCAAAGGGGAAGCAAAUGACUUACGUCCUCGAGUUUCUGCUUGAGCAGUUGCACCAUGUUUUCCUUAACAACCAGAGUCUGCUCAUCAAGAUCUUCGAUGAUGAUAUCGUUGUUAACACU